Molecule: messenger RNA, 2027 nt
Organism: Morone saxatilis (striped sea-bass)
Lineage: Eukaryota; Metazoa; Chordata; Actinopteri; Moronidae
Gene: pip4p2
Product: phosphatidylinositol-4,5-bisphosphate 4-phosphatase 2
Biological process (GO): phosphatidylinositol dephosphorylation
Cellular component (GO): lysosomal membrane; late endosome membrane; phagocytic vesicle membrane
Molecular function (GO): phosphatidylinositol-4,5-bisphosphate 4-phosphatase activity
Source: RefSeq, a predicted model, not a curated record
CCGAACUACCUCCUCCUUACACAGCCAUCGCCAGCCCAGACGCCAGCGGUGUGCCUGUCAUCAACUGCCGCGUAUGCCAGUCGCUCAUCAACCUGGAUGGGAAGCUGCAUCAGCACGUGGUCAAGUGCACGGUCUGCAAUGAAGCUACACCCAUCAAGAACCCCCCAACUGGGAAGAAAUAUGUGAGAUGUCCCUGUAACUGCCUGCUUAUCUGUAAAGACACGUCCAGGAGAAUAGGAUGUCCUCGACCAAACUGUAGACGCAUUAUCAACCUGAGCCCGGUGAUGGUAAUCCCCGAGGAGCAACCCGCCCAGCCGGCACUGCCCAUCCAACCUGAGGGGUUGAGGGUGGUCUGCGGUCACUGUGGAAACACCUUCCUAUGGAUGGAGCUUCGGUUUAACACACUAGCCAAGUGUCCCCACUGCAAAAAAAUAUCCUCUGUUGGCAGUGCGCUCCCUAGAAGGCGCUGUUGUGCUUAUAUAACUAUAGGAAUGAUCUGCAUUUUCAUUGGAGUGGGUUUAACAGUUGGUACUCGAGGCUUUGCCAGUCGUUAUAACGCCACCUACGUAUCUUGGGCAUUCGCCUACCUGCUGGGCCUCAUCUGUCUGAUACGAGCCUGCUACUGGGGCGCUAUCAAAGUCAGCUACCCGGAGAACAGCUUCGCCUAGAGCGGCUCGGUGUGGCAUGGCCCUGCAGGGCUGGAAGAACAAACCACACUUUUAGUUUUUUCAUCUUGUUCAGAUUUCAAACCGGUCAUGUUCAGCGGGGUGGAACGUCUGGGCAGGAGUGUGUAGAAGAGGUGUUGUGUAUGUUUGAAGGGGAAGUGUGUUGGAGAUGUAGCUUGUGGUGUUUGUGUCUGACAUGUUUUUUAAGAGAGUUUUGACUCGCUGAACAAACCUAAUGUCCACAAGGACUCAAAUCCUGCCCAGAUUUUGCCAAAAUCUUCCAAAAUACAGAAUCAAGAACUUAAAAAAAACUGUGAUUUUUUCUUGAUGAAUGCCAAAAUUAGCUCAUUUAAAAAUGAUAGUUUAGCAAACUGGUUGGAUUUGGUCUUUCUGGACCUUUUUUUUUUUCAGUUUUUUCAGCAGCCUGACUGAUACCCACUUGAUUUCUUGUGUUACUGACCAGACCAAAAUGAGACAACCUCCUAAGAACAGUUUAGCCCAUUGCACUACGAUUAUAUGCAAUUGUAUGUGUUGUUUUGCUGCUAGUUUAACUCCAGCUACAGAUAGCUGCAUAUCCAUACUGUAUUGUAACAUUUACCUUGCCUGUGUACACUGACAUAGUAUUGCUAUAUGAUUUUAACUCUUGAAAAGAUCAAUUUUUAAAAAGAAAUCCUCCUUAAAUACCCAUAUGUGCCAACUUUGCUGCCCAGUAUUAGUCAAGAAGAGCAUCAGAUCAACAGGAGCUUGUUUUACGUUGUCGUGCCAUGCAGCUUUUAACUCACUACAGCAAUAACCCUUUUUAUUUGAGUUAUUUUUAACCUUUCCCGUCAUACCUCCCCGUGUUUUUCAAUCCGUGUUUCUGUUGCCUUCUCACUGGUGGAAAACAUGGUGACUCACGUUUGCAUGUUGUUUAUGUUCUGUCACUGAGGUGGUGUUUUUUUCUGUUACAGAAAGGUAGCUGAAGCGUAUGAUGUUCCUAUCUUUGCUCCUUCUGCCUGUGAGUUAGAAUGUAAACCCUCCUCCUCCUCCUCUUCUUCCUCCCCUUCGCUUAUAUCGACCGCUGUCUGACCUUCGGUGAACUCUGUGCUAGCUAGCAUCGCUAUAGGCUAACUCAGCAUCCUGUCUCUUGACCUUGACCAGUGGGCACAGUUCAAACUUCUAACCUUUGUUUUGAAUGUGAUGAUGAUGAUGAUGACGAUGAUGAUGAUGAUGAUGAUGAAACAGAAAAUAAUAUUAAAAAAACUUUGUACAUAGUUCAAAUUCAGUACUUGGAGAACUGUAGUGAAAGGUGGAAAGGAGAGGAUGGCUCGUGGGUCUUUUUAAAAAUGAUAAUUUAUCAAUAAAAUGUAAAAACUGCCUGUA